This is a messenger RNA of Colletotrichum orchidophilum, 1530 nucleotides long. Its product is annotated as protein phosphatase 2C. Gene Ontology annotation, molecular function: protein serine/threonine phosphatase activity. The record is from RefSeq and is a predicted model, not a curated record. The coding region runs from base 1 to 1530 and encodes 509 amino acids. Lineage: Eukaryota; Fungi; Ascomycota; Sordariomycetes; Glomerellales; Glomerellaceae. Gene Ontology annotation, biological process: protein dephosphorylation. The transcript is spliced from 2 exons.
AUGAUGCUGCAGCGUGCAUGUCGCCCCAAUGCGGGGACUGCCCUCCAGUUCCACGUCUCCGCGCGCACCGCCCGCGCCUCGGCUCCGCGCUGGACGCGUCCGUACUCAAGCGCCGGCCCAUCACGCUCAUCCCGCCUGCCCACGUACGGUAUCUGGGCGGCCAGCGUUGCCGCCGGCUGGUUCAUCGCGGACGCGGUGCGCGAUCGCAAGACACCCAGCACCGCUUCAAGCUUGAAGCCUGGCACCAUUCCCAGCCUGGGAUCCGGUCCCGUUGACCUCGAUGCCCUGGCCAAGACGCCGGUUGAUGGGGGCAGUUUUGCAACUGCGGACGCGAAGCUUCGCGAGGAUGUCUUUGUGGGAUCCUUCACUGCUGAGGGCAAGAAUACCCAUGUGCAUGCCGCGAGAGUCGCGAGUAACCACCCCGUCGAGGAUGUCAUGGCAUUCUCCCUCGCCCCGGGCGUCGGAAGCUCAGAGACCUUGUUCAACGGUGUCUACGAUGGCCACGCCGGAUGGGCAACCUCGCUGCUGCUCAAAAGCGCCCUCAUCCCCGCCGUAUCAUCCUCCAUCGCCCAGCUCAACCGCGGCGUGGAAGACGCGUCAAUCGAAACAGCCAUAGUCAAAGCCUUCACCAACCUAGACGACCUCAUCGCGUCCAACGCCCAAAAGGCCAUAGCCGGCCUCAAAGCCGGCGCCGUCGAGCCCGCCGACUCUGGCGUCAUCGCCGCCCUCGCCCCCGCCAUCGCCGGCUCCUGCGCCCUCCUCUCCAUCUUCGACCCAGCCACCUCGACCCUCCGCGUCGCCUGCACCGGCGACUCCCGCGCCGUCCUGGGCUCCCUCGCCCCCGGCGCGACCUCCUACUCGACCCGCGCCCUCUCCAAGGACCAGACGGGCCACAACAAGGACGAGUUCGACCGCAUCGCCAAGGAGCACCCGGGCGAGGAGGCGGACAUGAUCGACACCAAGAGCGGCCGCCUCUUUGGCAUCGCCGUGACCCGCGCCUUUGGCGACCACCGCUGGAAGUGGACCAAGGACGCCAUCAAACAAGCCCAAAACGACUUCUUCGGCACGGGCCCGCGGCCCAAAUAUCUCACACCGCCCUACAUGACCGCCGCGCCCGUCGUGACCACAGUCACCGAGAUCAAGGGCCCCGACUUUGUCAUCCUCGCCUCCGACGGCCUGUGGGACCACAUCUCGUCCGAGAACGCCGUCGAGUGCGUGUCCCGCUGGAUCUCGGCCAAGAAGGCCGGCGAAAAGACCAAGACCCCGGCCGACAAGCUCGCCGCGACGCCGGGCGUCAAGAGCGAGUUUGACAUGUCCGCGGGCUGGCCAAACUGGUCCGCGAAACCGGAGCAUUUCAUCGUCGAAGACCUCGACAACGCGGCCGUGCAUCUGAUCAAGAACGCGCUGGGCGGCACGCGCAGGUCCCUCUUCACUGGCGUCACGCUCGCGUACCCGCCGCUGGCGAGGAACGUCAGGGACGACGUCACGGUGCAGGUCAUCUUCUUCCAGGACCCGGCCAAGUCGACCUGA